AUGGAAACCAAUACUAAUGACACUUCAACCUCUGCUCCCCUCUCAGCACCAGCCUGCAUUCCAUGGGUUGUUUUAAUGACCACUGAAUCUCUAUUCAUCGUCAUUUUCAAUCUCUUCACGAUCAUUGUAUUUGCAAGGCAUCGUCAGCUUCAUCGCCGGCGCGCAUACCUGCUCAUACGGAACCUGGCGAUUAUUGACCUGUUGGUUGGGGGAAUUUCCGGUCCUCUGCAAAUUGAGUGGAACGUGGGAGAUUCUUGUGAUCUAUGGAUGUACAACAGGAUGAUUGAUUCAUGGUUUUUUGUUUUAAAGGUUUCAAUGCUCCAUUUAUUUUCCAUGGCUUCCCUUUGUAAUCUUGCGGCCAUUUCGUUAGAGCGAAUGCACGCAAUAAUUUGUCCCUCCAGGCAUCUUUUCAUGGAGAAAAUGGUUUAUAAAGUAAUAAUCGCUGUAAUUUGGCUAAUAGCUAUUCUUAGAGAAUGCGCACAAAUUGUCUUUAUUAAAGUAACUACUCCUGGUCGUAAAACUGAAAUACUAAUGAAUUUCACCAUUUAUAUCCCGUAUUAUUUUAUUUCUCUUCUUAUUAUUUGCGUAUCUUAUACUAUUAUUUUCAUGAAGAUCCGAUACAGCUAUCCGCCACAGCCUCUACGUAGCAGUGUGAUAAUCAAAGAACGACAACUAACUAAAACCCUCUUUGUGGUCACAGUGACAUCUUUAUUAACAUUGCUGCCAGUGAUAAUUUUUUUGGGUUUGGAAACUUUCACCCACGAUCCAGUGAUAGAUCGGUCUUCGAGUUUAUACGGUCACAUAAAAUUUGCUGUCACCGUGUUUUUCCUGGCUAACUCAUUAGCCAAUCCAAUUAUAUACGCAAUGAGGAUGCAGAAGUUUCGUUUGGGGUUAAAAGAAUUAUUCGGCAGGGAUUCAAACUAUGAAGUCGUUUUGCCUUUUCAUCAGAAGUAGUUUAGAAACCAGUUGUGGCAGGGAAGAAUUUUUGAAAAGAUAAUAACAUGCAGGAAGAGAAUUUUAAAUUUUAACACAUUUUACCUGAAGGUUGAUUGCAAUCGUUGAUAUUUGUACGACACCAAACUGUGCUCGGCGCAGGGGCACCCAACGGCAAUUUUCGGGAAAAUAUCUGUUCGGAAGACUUGACUUGAUUUGAGAUCUAGAAUUUUCGGAGCAUUUGUUGUAAAAUUUCUUGCUUGCCUGCCUCUCCUAGGAUUUUCGAACACCUACAAAAUGGUAUAAUUACUCAUUUUUAACGGAUUUUUGCCCUAAAAAAGGCCACCUAGAAUUUUCGGGAGCCUUUUGGGGGCUGAAAUUUUCGAGAAGGUAAGUUUUUAUCCCUAUAAUUUUCGGAUCACUGGAUUUUCAGCUAGGAAAUCCGAACAGAUGAAAAGUUUUUAGGGGAUAAAAAUAUGCCUAUAUCUACCGUUUGAAUACUAAAAUACGUCCAACAAUGCGAUGUUAAGUGGUUUUGAACUAUAUCCUCGUUGGGUGCCCCUGUCGACGACUAUUUUGCUGCAUCAGAGGUCCGCAUGAUAAAACACUUGUAGUAUGAUUACUUGCAAAAAAUGAUAAAAGUUUGAUAAAAUUUGAUAAAGUUCAGUAUAAAAUAAUUCAAAACGGUAACCUUGUUUGAAAACCUUAAGAUUUUUUAACACAAAUUAAAAUACCGUAUUCCCUCCAAUAAGCGCCCGACCGCUUUAAGAAGAUUCCCACUAAAGGGAGGGGAGUAUUUGAACGAGAGCGCCGCGAGUGGGUAUGGGCGCUUAGUGGAUGAGUUGUUCAUGGGAAGAACAGAUAGCGCACAUGGUAACUAUGCAAGCAUAUAGAGAUAGGAAUAACUGGAAGUAACUGAACGGAAAAGAAACUACACUCCUGUACUGAUUCCGCUGUCGUUGAAGUUUAAAAAAUAUAAAUAGAGUGUAAAUAAAGUUUAACUGAACAGAAAGGUUUUGUUAAUCGUUUGUCUCUCGAUGGUCUCUUAGGGCGCUUAUCAUUAUACACUUAAUGUCAGAUCCCGAGGGAGACAGUUAGUUUUGUUUUCCCAAGAGUCCUGAUGUUUCCCGAGACGAAGUCGAGGGAAACAUCAGGACUCGAGGGAAAACAAAACUAACUGUUUUCCCGAGGGACCUGACAUUAAGUGUUUUGUUAUAUUCUAGACUUUCACUUCAACGUACUUCAACAGCAGCAAAAUAAUGCGCUUAAGAGGAGUGAAUCAAAACAGUACGACUCGGUACUUAUAAGAACACAAAUUUAAUUCUCAAAACCACUGCAUGAAUGAUUUAAAAAGUACUUUCCUUAUAUUAUCUGCAUCUUCCUCCACCAGCUGCUGUUUCUCUUCUGGGAUAACUUUGAAAAUCGUUGCUUUUUAGCUUGAGGCUUCAUGUUUGUGUUGUUGUGAAUGUUGUUGCGUUCAUUCACGUAACAGAAAACUGGCAGUGUUUUUCCCGCCUUCUGUCACGCCACUUUCCACCAUGCUCUGAUCAGAUGCUGUAAUGUAUCCUGAGCGGGGUACAUUGCUUGAUGUAUCACGAUCGGGAUACAUUUGAUUUUAGUCAAGGCCGGCCCACGUGACCAAGAAUCAGCCAAUGGCUGUCCCUGUUUAGUUGAGUGAAAGUCUAGGAAUAUAACAAUGUCAUGUAGCAGCUCUCAUAACCCUAACAGCCAAUUGGUUCGAUAACCUAGCCGUGAAACAACGGGAAGAUAAUAAACAAUGAUGUGUUAUUGUUUUCUGUGACCAAUGAGGAAACACCUUACUAGCUGCUCCUAUAUUACUUGGGUUCCUACAUUACUGAUCAUUGGUCGGAACAUGCCCGGUAGCUGACCAGUUUUGAACUGGACGAAAAGAGAAUUUCACUCCAAAGAAUAGACUAGCCUGGAUUACAAGUCAAGCCAAAAAAUAUAGUACGUAGUAGUUCACGCAGCUUCUUUUCAAUCCGAGACUCUUCUCAAAGAUGUCUGAAAGGCUUGUCGGCGCCGAUUGUGUAAUUAAACAACGGCUUGAUAGCGUCUUUGACACUUAAAUGACAAAAUUUUUACAUGCUAUGUAUAGUAAUCGAAAGUGCAGGAAAACACCUUGACGAACUUGCUGAUAAUGCUUAUCAUGAAGUGCAUGUGGCUAAUAUAUAUAACUAGUUUUUGACGGUUCCUGAAUUCUGACAGUUCGAUAAAUCGAAUGUAAAUUCUCAUUGUACAUUUUUUUCAAUCUCCCUGAAAGGGUAAAGAGGGACAUCGUGGCCUUCGAGUGAUGAGCUCAUUGUUUACAUCACUUAUCCGAAUCGUCGCACACUGGAAAACGUGUUGUACUUUGUAAUAAAAUAGGCUUACACUUUGGUAUCACCGCUCCUUUUUUAUGAACUUGCAAUUGUUAAUUAAGUCAAAUCAUUUUGAUAAACAUAAUAGUUUCAAAGUUCCAACGUGGAAGGGUUUGCGAUUCCCAUAGUUUACCGAGGGUGACGACGGAUCAAGGAAUUGUCGUUCCUGGGAAGGGAAGAUUCGCAUUAAAAAAAUAAGCCUCCCGCGCAGACAUUCUUCUUAUUAUUAUCAUUAUUCUUUCACAGAAAAAUAUUUGAUUCAGAAAUUGUCCUAUUUUCUUUCUUUUUCAAUCAUGAUCGCUUUGUUUUAUAUGUUUUAGGCAAAGAUAGCGAAUUUUUGAAUAUUAGCGAGGCUUUGUGUGGCAAGCAAAGAGGAGUGUCCACAAGGUUUAUUCUUCUAACAAGUAGAUUUGGUCUUAUAAUCUUAAUCUAUUACAACAUUGAUAUGGAUCAGGUGCCAUUUUCGAAAAAAUUAUCCAUCCAUCUAAAAUUAUCCAUCUAAAAUCCAUCUACGCUAAUCACUCUCGCAGCGGGGUUGUUAAAUUCGAAUUGUACACAACUUAAACUUCAGAGGUGCUAUAAUGUAAUUUUAAAAGUGUAAGACGAUUGUGGCCCCAGAAAAUUGAGGUAAAAAAAUCAUUCUUAAAAAGUAUUGUAAACGGGUCGGCGACUAGAAUCGAAGCUCGCAGCAAUUAAAUUUUCCGAACUUCCCACCCACAUCACAAACGUCUGUAAAAUUCUGCGACUUUUCCAUCGGUGCUAUCUAUUAACCUUCCAACAUCAGGGGCACCCAACGUCAAUUUUCGCAAAAUAUCUGUUCGGAAGACGAUUUAAGAUCUAGAAUUUUCGGAACAUUUGUUGUAAAAUUUCUCGCCUGCCUGCUUCUCCUAGGAUUUUCGAACAUCUAAAAAAUUGUAUAAUUGCCCAUUUUUAACGGAUUUUUACCCUAAAAAGGUCAUCUAGAAUUUUCGGGAGCCUCUUUUCUGGCUGAAUUUUCGAAAAGGUAAGUUUUGAUCCCUAUAAAUUUCGGAUCACUAGACUUUCAGCUAAAAAAACCGAACAGAUGAAAAAUUUUUAGGAGAUAAAAAUAUGCCUAUAUCUAUCGUUUAAAUACUAAAAUACGUUUAACAAUGCUAUGUUUAAGUGGUUUUGAACUAAUUCUCGUUGGGUGCCCCCGCAACAUGACAACUUUACUCAAGGCUUUUUUCUAGCUUUGUUGCCCUUUUUUCGCUGAGCUGAUCUCAAUCAAAAGUUGAAAAAAACUGUGGAGUGAUUGUUACUGAAAAAUCUCCGUGGGAGCUGUCCAAAAAAUAAUCUAAUAACAUCUUAUAUCCUUUUUUUUUUCUUUUUUUAAUCUCUAUUUUAUAAUGGUGACAUGUCUCACCGAAACGUCAUAAGUGCGGAAGGCGGAGUGAGUUUUGUUAGCGUUGCAUUUAUUUAAUUUAAAUAGCAGGCCAAAGUUUUGUCUCCCAGUUCGAAUUACCAAGGUUAUUCUUUAAAUGAUUUGAAUUCUGGAUUUCAGCCACAUCAACCCGGCCGCUUCAUCCCUUUGUUGUCCCUGUAUCUGGUAGAAAGACACUCCGCUGUUGAAAUUAAGUGACUUUUCAGGGACAAACAAUUAAUAGCGCACAAGUUUCUGCCCUCCCUUACUAGCGUCUUCCUCUGUGCACCUGCCGGCAAGAAAGCGUGAGGAGCUCAGAUCUACCUUCUGCAUAACAAAUUUUAACAGCGCCCUUCCGAGGCUCGACUUAAAUUCAGGAGAGGCAGUUGUUUGAAGGUAAAAUGUUUAAAUCAUAACGUGCCCAAAAGGGAAUCAGUUUUUUUACCAAUCGAAUGUUGAGCUAGUUUAGAAUGGUUCAGAGUCGAUUCAGAGGAAAGGAUGAUUGUGUCUAUUGCGAUCAACCGUUCUUGGUGCAUGUUUGUUUGUUUGUUUGGCUGGUGGGGUGUUCUUGUGUUCGGUUGGGAACUUUUACUGUCUGAGUUCUUAUUCAACCAUCUUGACCGGACUGCGUGUGUACUGCCAGUAAAGCAUGAAUAUACGCGGCAGUUUAUGGCUGGGAAAACACUUUCGCAGCUAUAUACCAAAUAAUAUUUUACCCUAUUUUGUAAUUUUUUUUCUUUAUAUUUUUUGUAGUUUGUUAGUUCCCUCGUUUAGUUUGUCAAAAGCUAAAUACCCACGCACAAAUAACGUCCUACACUAUAACUACUACUACUACCCGGCUGCGAUAGGAAAGAAGCUACAAACCAAUGAAAAACUAAAACACUAGUAAUGAAAUCCAAACAGGAACUCCCUUGACAGGAAUAAUAAUUCCGGGUGGGACAAAAUUUCCUUAUGACUUACCUGUAAAUUUUCAGCCAUACAUUUCAAAAUUACGACCGCGACCAAAGAUUACAACGUUGUUUAUGAAGAGCCAAAAAACUUUUGACAUCCAGUUUUCAAAACAAAUUCUUAUAAAUUUUAAAACGUUUUAAACGAUCGUUAAAUCUUUGUCUUACGGGCUCAACUUGUAUCUUAUGAACGAAAGGAAUUUUGAGGCCUGUGUCAACGUACGCCCGUGCGCCCGUACUCCCGUGAUGUAUUAGCCAUAGGGAAACUCAGUAAGGCCCAGACCUGGGGCUUGAAUGAUAUUGACGCAAGAGAGAUUGACGAAAUUCAAGAGGCGAAACUGCAGCCUAAGGUAAAGUUCUGGUUUAUAAAUAUAUAAAGCAGAUAAUUCAAGAAAAAUCAUGGUACUACUACUUGUAAUCCAGUACAGACACAAGAAACAGUGUACGAACUGUCAAGAUCACAAAGAAAUGAAGCGUCUUUUGAAGCAAAAACUAAAAGACCAACUACAAAGAACAAGCAAAACCGCAAGAAACAGAGGAAGUCGAACUGUUGGCUGAGGCUAUAGGGAUCUUUAUAGGGAAAUGGUGUAGACAAGGAAGGAUUAUUCAUUGAGAACACACGUAAUGCACAAAACUAGACUAGCUAACAGCUAUUCUUAGAGAAUGCGCACAAAUUGUCUUUAUUAAAGUAACUACUCCUGGUUGUAAAACUGAAAGACUAAUGAAUUUCACCAUUUAUAUCCCGUAUUAUUUUAUUUCUCUUCUUAUUAUUUUCGUAUCUUAUACUAUUAUUUUCAUGAAGAUCCGAUACAGCUCUCCGCCACAGCCUCUACGUAGCAGUGUGAUAAUCAAAGAACGACAACUAACUAAAACCCUCUUUGUGGUCACAGUGACAUCUUUAUUAACAUUGCUGCCAGUGAUAAUUUUUUUGGGUUUGGAAACUUUCACCCACGAUCCAGUGAUAGAUCGUCUUCGAGUUUAUACGGUCACAUAAAAUUUGCUGUCACCGUGUUUUUCCUGGCUAACUCAUUAGCCAAUCCAAUUAUAUACGCAAUGAGGAUGCAGAGGUUUCGUUGGGGUUAAAAGAAUUAUUCGGCAGGGAUUCAAAGUAUGAAGUCGCUUUGCCUAUGAAGUAGCUUGGAAACCAGUUGUGGCAAGGAAGAAUUUUUUAAAAGAUAUAACAUGCAGGAAGAAGAUUUUAAAUUUUAACAAAUUGUUUGAAAUUUAAUUGGGAUCAGUGAUAUUUGUACGACACCAAACUGUGCUCGAUUACUAGUUUGCUGUUUCAGAGCAACCUCGUCCCCAGGGCUUUUCCCUUAAAAAAUGGGUAAACAGAGUACAUAAAAACCCAUAAAACGGCAAUAAAUCGACCCGUGGACCACACAGUAGAGACGUAACACACAUCUUAAGUAAGGUAAGCUGUUUUUUAUUGAAAUCCUUUCAUUUUCGUAGGUUACAGAAACGAUAGGUUUUUUUCCCAUACAAAUCCUUAUAUUUUGAAUGUUACGCAACAAUGCCGAUGCUCGCCGAUGCUCAUAUUUCGAGCUUGGGCUACCUGUGCUGGGAAGGGAAGAUUCGUAUUAAAAAAAAUAAUCCUCCCGCGCAGACAUUAUCCUUAUUAUUAUCAUUAUUCUUUCACCGAAAAAUAUUUCUGAUUCAGAAAUUGUCCUAUUUUCUUUCUUUUUCAGUUAUGAUCGCUUUGUUUUAUAUGUCUAAGGCAAAGAUAGCGAAUUUUUGGAUAUUAGCGAGGCUUUGUGUGGCAUAGCCUUCCCCGCAGACGUUCUUAGGGGGUUUGCAGGAACGCGUGACGAACCCCUAAGAGCGUCUCCGUGGGAGGCUAUGUGUGGCAAGCAAAGAGGAGUGUCCACAAGUAGAUUUGGUCUUAUAAGGGACGGACCAUUAGAAAACUUAUGGGGGGGCGGUGGGGAGGCGGGCGAAGUACUGGAAAAAAUAUUCGCCCAAGGGAAAAUGAAAUGAAAAAAAAUUCAUGCACGCCAAUUAACCCUAAAAAAUGUUCAUGCUAUAGACUAAAAACAAUUCAUACAAGGAAUUUGAUAACGAAAAAAAAUUCUUGCGGCUCGAAAAUUCCCCUCCCCCCCCCCCUCUCCCCCCAUAACUUUUCUAAUGGUCCGUCCCUAAUCUUACUAUGAUCUAUUACAACAUUGAUCUUGAUCAGGUGCCAUUUUCGCAAAAUUAUCCUUCAAAUGCAUAUAUGCUAAUCACUCUCGCAGGGUGCUGUUGAAUUCGAAUUUUACACAACUUAAUCUUCAGAGAUGCUAUUAUAAUAAUAUAAUUUUAAAAGUGUAAGACGGUUGUGUCCCCAGAAAACUGAGGUAAAAAAACUCAUUCUUAAAAGUCUUGUAAGCGGGUCGGCGACUAGAAUCGAAGUUCGCAGCAAUUAAAUAUUCCGAACUUGCCUCCCUCUACACAAACGUCUGUAAAAUUCUGCGACUUUUCCGUCGGUGUCAUAUAUUAACCUUCCAACAUGGCAACUUUACUCAAGACUUUGUUCCAGCUUUGUUGACCUAUUUUCACUGAGCUGAUCUCAGUCAAAGGUUGAAAAAAACUGUGGCAGGAUUGUCACUGAAAAAUCUCCGUAGGGAGCAGUCAAAAAAAAAUAAUCUAAUAAUAUCUUACAUCCUUUUUUAUUACUAUUAUUCUAUUUGAUAAUGGUGACAUGUCUCACCGAAACGUCAUAAGUGCGGGGGGCGGAGUGAGUUUUAUUAGCGUUGCAUUUAUAAAUAUGCAGUUGCUAUACAAUUUAAAUAGCAAGCCAAACGUUUCUCUCCCAGUUCGAAUUACCGAGGCUAUUCUUUAAAUGAUUUGAAUUCUGGAUUUUGAAUUCAGCCAUAUCAACCCGGCCUCUUCAUCCCUUUGUUGUCCCUGUAUCUGGUGGAAAGACACUCCGCUGUUGAAAUUAAGUAACUCUUCAGGCGCAAACAAUUAAUAGCGCACAAGUUUCUGCCCUCCCUUACAAGCGUCUUCCUCUGUGCACCUGCCGGCCAGAAAGCGUGAGGAGCUCAGAUCUGCCUUCUGCAUCAUAACAAAUUUUAACAGCGCCCUUCCGAAGCUCGAAUUGAGAUCAGGAGAGGUAGUUGUUUGAAGGUAAAAUGUUUAUCAUAAUCCAUAACGUGCCAAAAAGGGAAUCAGUUUUUUCCCAAGCGAAUGUUGAGCUAAUUUAGAAUGGUUCAGAGUCGAUUCAGAAAAAAGGAUGAUUGUGUCUAUUGCGAUCAACCGUUCUUUGUGCAUUUUUGUUUGUUUGUUUGGCUGGUGGGGUGUUCUUGUGAUCCGUUGAGAACUUUUAUUGUCUGAGUUCUUUUCCAACCAUCUUGACCGAACCGCGUGCACUGUUUACUGCCAGUAAAGCAUGAAAUAUACGCGGCAGUUUAUGGCUGGGAAAACACUUUCGCAGCUACCAAAUAAUAUUUUACCCUAUUUUGUAAUUUUUUUUCUUUACAGGGUGUCCCAAAAGUUCGUUCCUCUAUUUUCAUUGAUAUGUUUGCUCCGAAAUGGGCACGCGGGCCCCAUAAUUUAGCACGUUUUCCCUCCUGGGACCUUGCAUUACCCCUGGGUAUUGAGCGUGGUAUUUAAAUGCUUUGUCAACAUCAGGAUCACUGAUCAGAUGGCUUUUCUAUGCGUUCAUGCCCCGAGAGGGCAUACAUACUUGCGUUUUUUGCCCCCCCUCCCCUCAGAGACGAAAACCCGGUUAUGCUGCACUUCUUCGCAUACGCGGAAAUUAUUUUCGCCCAUAUCUUAGUAUUCCCCGCGUGUGCCAUAGAGGUGCCGCAUAUCGAUGAAAAUUCUCCUACUAAUUUCAUGCACUAUAACUUUUGAUCAAAACUAUGCUUUUACAUGAAAUUACUAGAUGUUUAUUUCUCUAUCAAGUACAUGUAUUCAGAAUUUCAGUAACUUGCAUGCCCUUUUUGUUUUUUUUAUCCCAUUCCGUAGCCGUCGCGGCAUGAAGUGGGAUACAGCGUGUAGACCCAAAAAUGAUCCAUUUUGAGCUUUUUUAUCACCUGGUGCGCAGCUGAUCCAUUCAACCCCAAACAAUAUUUGUUUAGUUUAUACGCAGCUGAAAAAAAAUAUAUUGGGCAUUCAUCCAAAAAAGAAUAAUCUUCCUGGCCCUCUUCCACAGCAACGCUUUUGUAAUUCUUUACAAAUUUGAAACGAGCCGGGCGUUAAUUGACAGACUAAGCAGAGGUUUAUUUGCUAUCUCAGGGGCCUCUAAGACCCUUUUAUUUGGCUUGCUAACUAUGUGAGACUAAGCUUCCUUGUCGAGUCUCCUAUUUUGUAUCUAGCCUUCUUUCAACAUUUUAACUGCUUUAUUAAGGGCUUUUAGUAUUCCCCUUAGUUUCUUACCAUCAAAACCUUCAUUUCUCCAUGAUCAUUAUACCACCCAACAUUCGGAUUUUUCCAGUUUUUUACUGGGGGAGCAAUUUCUACAACAGAUAAGCCAGUAAAUCGAAAGGCUUAUCAAGUCUCACGCAGCUGAACGUUCUUUUUGCGUUAAGGGGGUUUGUCUUUCAUGAUAUUCACAAAAAACAAGGAAAGAGUUCGAGCAAUUCGGGCUAUGAAAUACAAAAAAUAUGUGGCUGGGAAAUACACUCGCGCACGCGCACCUUUGGCGCGGAAGCAAACAAAUCGAAUAUUCACAACAAGUGACAAAUUAGUGAAUUAUAACAAAUUAGUGAAUUAUAUUGAAAGACACAACUUUUGUUUCAAUGAUUUGCUUACCAAGUCCAAUCGUAAUGAAAUACAGACUUAUAAAGUAGAGGAACGAACUUUUGGGACACCCUAUAUAUUUUUUGUAGUUUCACUUUGUUAGUUCCCUCGUUUAGUUUGUCAAAAGCUAAAUACCCACGCACAAAUAUAGUCGCACACUAUAAGCACUACUACUACCCGGCUGCGAUCGGCAAGAAGCCACAUACCAAUGAAAAACUAAAACACUAGUGAUAAAAUCCAAACAGGAACUUCCUUGACAGGACAAAAUUUUCUUACGACUUACCUGCAAAUUUUCAGCCAUACAUUUCAAAAUUACAACGACCACCAAAGAUUUCAAGGAUGUUUAUGAAGAGCCAAAAAACUUUUGACAUCCAGUUUUCAAAACACAUUCUUAUAAAUUUUAAAAUGUUUUAAACUAUCGUUAAAUCUUUGUCUUACGGGCUCAACUUUUAUCUUAUGAACGAAAUUAAGGAAUUUUGAGGCCUGUGUCAACGUAUGCCCGUGCGCCCGUGAUGUAUAAGCCAUAGGGAAACUCAGUAAGGCCCAGUCCUGGGUCUUGAAUUAUAUUGACGAAAUUCAAGAGGCGAAACUACAACGUAAAGGUAAAAUUGUAGUUUACGAAUAUAAAGCAGAUAAUUCAAGAAAAAUCAUGGUACAACUACUUUCAAUCCAGUACAGACACAAGAAACGGUGUACGAACUGUCAAGAUCACGAAGAAAUGAAGCGUCUUUUGAAACAAAAACUAAAAGAUCAACUACAAAGAACAAGCAAAACCGCAAGAAACAAAGGAAGUCGAAGUGUUGGUUGAGGCUAUAGGGAUCUUAGAUCUAUAGGGAAAUGGUGUAGACAAGGACGGAUCAUCUAUUAAGAACACACGUAAUGCACGAAAAAGCGAAUAGGUCAGAUGCUCACCAAACGCUUGAACUAGAGCCGGAACGGUUUUGUUAAUAGCCAGUCAAGAUUGAAAGAGUUUAACCUCUAUUUUGUGUCUGAGCAUUGUUUAUAUUCGAUUUUUUAGUCAGUAUAGCGAACUGGAGCAAAUAAUUUUCAUGGCAAAGCGAUUGCAAGAAAGAUAUCGCGUUCGUAAUUUGCGCGCUUUUAUUUUGAACACAUAAGAGAUUCUACAAUCAUAACCAAAUAAGAACAUGAUUAUUGCAAAUAAAAAUUAACUAUGGCAUCAUCAUACCUGAAUAAAUUAUGACAUAAUUAUGACCAAGUAGGGACAUGAUAUCACUUUUCUAUUCAUAGAUUAUGAUCUCAACAUUUUUUGAUGACGUAGACCCUAGGGUACUCUGACGUCAUUUGCUUCUUGCCAACUGAAAAUAAAAUAUGACAUCGUCCUAUCUUAAUGAGAUGUAUGACGUCAUCAGCGUUAAUUUAUACCACUCAAAAACUUAAUCAAAUCCAAAAAAAGAUAAUUCGGUCCCUACCCCACUGCUUUCUAAGAUUUGAAAGUUAAUUUAAAUCUUGCGAGGAUAGAAGCUAAAGACUUAAUAAGAAUUUUACAAGCUUUGAAAGUCAGAAUGGUGGCUUAAUUUUGAUGAUGAUGAUAAUAUGAUAAUAAUGAUAAUGAUGAUGAUGGUAAUGAGAAUAAAAACAUCUGUGACGUUAUUAAUAAAAACAGGAUAAAAUUAAAAUUAAUCCCCCUUCCUGCCUUGUUCGCUACCACAAUAAUCUGCUGCCUCUACUCUUCCGCAAUCUGUUUAUGACAAACAGUCAAUUAAGUCCAUAGAUAUCUAGAUAUGACACAAGAACAGCUAGUAAUUAUCGAGUGCAUUCCUGUCGGACGAACAUCAAGAAAUUCACAAUUCUUUACUAAGGACCUAGAAUCUGAAACUGUCUUCCUGCAUCCGUUACAAACUUGUCAAGCUUUUCUAUCUUUAAAAACAAAGUGCUAGAGUUUUUAUUAAAAUAGUUAUUAAACUAGAAAUAUGUAUAUCGCAGAACCUCGCGAAGCUCCGGGCGGGGGAGAGCCCAUAAGGGGUGGGAGGACAGAAGAGAAAUAAAGUAAAUCAUGUAACUGGGGAGAGCGGGUUUAAUAUUGAAAGCUGAGAUGUACUUUUCAAAAAUUUGAACCCAGUGCUCUGACUUUAAAAAGGAUCUUCUGAGAUUUAAAUGGGGUUGCUGUUGUUAGCUAAUGCUGCAUAGGUCCCAUCCCGUGUUCACCCCAUUUGACCCUCCUACAUGUGUAAUUAUGGUCAAAAGGAAAUGGAGGAAUUAGUUUAGCCGCAGUUCUUCGCAGCCCUUAUUUCUUAUAAUAUUGUGAUGUCGAGGUGGCCUCUCUAUAUAAGCCUGGUGGUUUCUUGAGGUCUCCUCGCCUAACAGCCUGCUGUAUCCUGUAAAAUUUGCUGUAAAAAAAGGCUAAUAAAAUGAUGAUGAACCGUGGUAAUGAUUAUGAAGAUAGACUUGGUUACCGCACAAAGUAAAGGACAUUGCCGUUUGGUGCUUUUAAAAUAAAAACAUCCCUCACUGAACUAGAAAAUAAGGAACUUUACUUACGUAGGGUUUAUUAUUGAUUUUACAAAUACUUUACCUUUCAGUGGCAUCUAGAAAAAAUUGGCAUCUCCUUCCUGCCUUCAGAAAUUUUUACCGUUCGGCCCUUUUCCCUUCUAAAAAUUUUAAGACUGCCCAUAAAUCCUCUGGCCCUCAAUGUGUCGCGAACGCUACACGUGAUAUAUGAAAGAAAGCCACGUCGAAGUUAAGGAUAUGAUCGACCUAAUUUGGGAUCAAUUAAGAAUAAUCUAAACUGUUUGUUCUGAAUAUAUUGCGAUACCCUCGCAAUUUAGUAUAAAUCCAUUACACUUUGUAAUACCUUUUGCAAUUUGUAGUAAACCGAGUCGCAGACUAGUCGCGCUUUUAGUAAUAAAGCUGUCGCAAUUUGUAAUGAAGCUUAAUGAGUGUCUUAUUUAACAAAGUAAUUUAUUUGUAUUAAAAAAGUGGGAAGUUGCCUUUCACCAAGUUGUUAUUCCUUGUGAAUUUCCAGGUUUAGUUUGCGUUGAGCUAAGCAACUCGAAGACGAAUGGAAAUCAAUACUAGUGACACUCCAACCUCUGCUCCCCUCUCAGCACCAGCCUGCAUUCCAUGGGUUGUUCUGAUGACCACUGAAUCUCUAAUCAUCGUCAUUUUCAAUCUCUUGACGAUCAUUGUAUUUGCAAAGCAACGUCAGCUUCAUCGCCGGCGCCCAUACCUGCUCAUACGGAACCUGGCGAUCAUUGACCUGUUGGUUGGGGGAAUUUCCGGUCCUCUGCAAAUUGAGUGGAACGUGGGAGAUUCUUGUGAUCUAUGGAUGUACAAAAGGAUGAUUGGUUCAUGGUUUUUUCUUUUAAAAGUCUCAUUGCUCCAUUUAUUUUCCAUGGCUUCCCUUUGUAAUCUUGCGGCCAUUUCGUUAGAGCGAAUGCACGCAAUAAUUUGUCCCUCCAAGCAUCUUUUCAUGAAGAAAAUGGUUUAUAAAGUAAUAAUUGCAGUAAUUUGGCUAAUAGCUAUUCUUAGAGAAUGCACACAAAUUGUC
Porites lobata is the source of this 13869-nucleotide messenger RNA. NCBI's taxonomy places the organism in Eukaryota, Metazoa, Cnidaria, Anthozoa, Scleractinia, Poritidae. The record is from the annotation of a GenBank genome assembly.